AUAAAUGACGUGCCGAGAGAGCGGGCGAACGCGCAGCCGGGAGAGCGGAGUCUCCUGCCUCCCGCCCCCCACCCUUCCAGCUCCUGCUCCUCCUCCGCUGCCCAUACACAGACACGCUCACACCCGCUCCCUCACUCGCACACACAGACACACGCGCGCACACACACUCCACUCUCCCGCGCGCUCACACCCCUCUUGCCCUGCGCCCUCGCCGUUGCAACGCCGCCGCGCCGCAGCCGGACGCCCCUCCUAGGCUCACUUGGCGACGCUGACAGCGCUGGCGGUGGCCGUGGAGGUGGGAGCUGCGGCAGCAUCCUCCCCCUUGGUCGCAGCCAGAACCAGGACGCCGGGGGAACCUCUGAGCGGCGCUCUCCCAUGAGUCGGGAUCACAGCAUCCCUCACCAGCAGCUCACCGUCUCUGGGAGCCCCUGGGCUCGUGCACCGCAGCCCUUCCGGGACAGCAGCCGUGACUACCCCCCAGUGCAGAUUUCGGGGCAGCUCUCUAGAAACUCGCUCUAAAGACGGAACCGCCACAGCACUCAAAGCCCACUGCGGGAGAGCGCAGCCCGGCAAGCCCGGGCCCUGAGCCUGGACCCUCAGCGGAGCCAGGCAGCACCGCCGAAGCUUCGCCUCGCCUGACGUCCCUGCCUCCAACGCUCUCAGCCUCUGCUGGAGAGACCCCCAGCCCCACCAUUCAGCGAGCAAGAUACCCUCCAGAUAUGCCCUGCGUGCAAGCCCAGUAUAGCCCUUCGCCUCCAGGGUCCAGUUAUGCAGCACAGACGUAUGGCUCGGAAUACAGCACGGAGAUCAUGAACCCUGACUAUGCCAAGCUGACCAUGGACCUUGGUAGCACAGAGAUCUCGGCCACAGCCACAACGUCCCUGCCCAGCUUCAGUACCUUCAUGGAAGGCUACUCCAGCAGCUACGAAAUCAAGCCCUCCUGCGUGUACCAAAUGCAGCCUUCUGGGCCACGGCCUUUGAUCAAAAUGGAAGAGGGCCGCGCACCUGGCUACCACCAUCACCACCACCACCACCACCACCACCACCAUCAUCACCAGCAACAGCAGCCUUCCAUUCCAACCCGCUCUGGCCCAGAGGAUGAGGUGCUGCCCAGCACGUCCAUGUUCUUCAAGCAGUCCCCGCCGUCCACCCCUACCACGCCGGGCUUCCCGCAGCAGGCGGGGGCGCUGUGGGACGAUGCGCUGACCUCCUCGGUGCCCGGCUGCAUCGCGCCCGGCCCCCUGCUGGACCCGCCCAUGAAGACGGUGCCCCCGGUGGCGGGCGCGCGCUUCCCCCUCUUCCACUUCAAGCCCUCGCCGCCGCACCCGCCCACACCCAGCCCCGCCCCCGGCGGCCACCACCUGGGUUACGACCCGACGGCCCCUGCUGCGCUCAGCCUGCCGAGGGGAGCCGCAGCCGCUGCGGGCAGCCAGGCUGGCGCACUCGAGGGCCAUCCUUACGGGCUGCCGCUGGCCAAGAGGACGGCCGCGCUGGCUUUCCCGCCGCUCAGCCUCACAGCAUCCCCUACCGCGUCCAGCCUGCUGGGCGAGAGCCCCAGCCUGCCGUCCCCGCCCAACAGGAGCUCAUCGUCUGGAGAGGGCACGUGCGCUGUGUGCGGGGACAACGCCGCCUGCCAGCACUAUGGGGUACGAACCUGUGAGGGCUGCAAGGGCUUCUUCAAGAGAACAGUGCAGAAAAAUGCAAAAUAUGUUUGUCUGGCAAAUAAAAACUGCCCAGUAGACAAGAGACGUCGAAACCGAUGUCAGUACUGUCGAUUUCAGAAGUGUCUCAGUGUCGGGAUGGUUAAAGAAGUUGUGCGUACAGAUAGUCUAAAAGGGAGGAGAGGUCGGCUGCCUUCCAAACCAAAGAGCCCAUUACAUCAAGAACCUUCUCAGCCCUCUCCACCUUCUCCUCCAAUCUGUAUGAUGAAUGCCCUUGUCCGAGCUUUAACAGACUCAACACCCAGAGAUCUUGAUUAUUCUAGAGUUGCAGUGUUGACAGAAAUGAUUGGUUACCUGCUGUGAUCUUUUUUCUCUCAUCUCCACCCUCAUUAGACUGUGAAGCCUCCUCUCUGCACCUGAUCAUAAGACUCCAUAUAAAAAGCAUAGUAGAUUCUUAGCACCAAAUGUUGAGGACUCUUGUUCUGAUUACAAGUAGCAUCUCUUGACUAAACUCAAGUCUUGAAUAAUAAUAUUACAGAAUAAUGCAGUGGUUAAGGGUGUGGGCUUUGAAAGUAUGCAGGCCUAGAUGAAAAUCCCAACACCAUCAUUUACUGACGAGCUGAAUGACCCUUACUAGCAACUGAUUAAACCUUUUGAUGCCUCAGUUUCCUUGUCUGUGUUAUGGGGUAAUAAUAUGUGCUUCUUGCAGUUGUUUAUGAAGAUUAAUACGAUAUUAUGUGUCAAAGAUUUAGCACAGUACUCUAUUAUUUCCUUAACCAAACUUUCUUCCUCUACCCACUUGUUGAACAUACUAGUAAGUAUGAACAUUACAUAUAUCAGGCACCAUUCAGCAAUGCCAUUAAGAUAAGCAUUAUGAUCUGUAUUGCACAGAUGAGGAAAUUAAAACUAGGAGGGUCUAACAGGCUGACUUGUCCAAGGUCACAUAGCUAACAUACAUUCGAGAUAAAAUUAGGAGCCAAGUAUGUUGGACCCAAAAUCUGUGCUGCUUAAUACCAGGUUUCAUUGCCUUGUUGAUUUCAGUGAAAGUGGGUGCUAGAUAAAUAUUUGGGAGUGAAGACUUCUCCUCCCUGAAGCACCCUGGCCUUCUCCUUAUGUAAUUGGUCUGCAUUAAUUGAGCUUCUAGGCACUGCUUUGGCUAAGGCUACAGCCCACAAUCUGAUAUUGUUCUAGGGCAUUUGACAUCACUAUUGAUGGAAAGUCCAGAGAAGAUGGGCCCCCAAAGUGAUAUUUUGGCCCCAAAUUAUCUAACUAUCACUCUACAUGGCCUAAUUACUCAUUCAAUGGCAAACCCUCCCCAGCCUCUGAGCUGUCCCAGCUGUGAACUGUCUCCACACUGAAAAAUCAAUCUAGUGUGUUUGCUUGCCUCUGCACCAUUCAGUCUGUUAGUCUAGAGUCAUCAUCCUCAUCAACAAACAUUUAUCCAAUUUAAUUGUUAGCUUUGUCCAAAAUAGCAGAUUGACCAUGCCAGAGUCUGUGUCAUAUUGAUAAUACCUAUGGGCCUGGCUCGAUUUUGCAAAGCAUAUUUAUUUUAAUUGCAUUGUUUGGAAUCAAGUUGAACCUCAUAGCUUGGGUUCUCCUGCUUUUAGAUAGCUUUAAAAAAUUAUCAAAAAUUGGACCAAAAUCAACUAAAUUAAAAGACUUUUUAAAAAAUACAGUGAGUUUUCAUCAAAAACUUGGAUGAAGGCAUAGGAGCAUGCUGAUCACAUUUGCAGAUGACAGAAAGCUGGGAGGGAUAGCUAAUAUGAUGGAUGUCAGUAUCAACAUUCAGAGUGAUCUCGACAGGUUGGAACAGGAAGGGCUGCAACCAUCAUGAAGAAAGUUAACAAAAAUAAAUGUGAAGCUCAGCUUUUAGAAUUAUAUAAAAAAUGGGAAAGCCUUGGCUUGUCAGUGGUUCAUGUUAAGAAGAAGCUCCGGAGUUUGUUCCAUAGACAUUCAAUGUAAACCAACAAAAUCUGUGUCUGGUGAAAGUGAGGGAUGCUGAAUUACCUGCUGCAGUGCUAGAACUAUGAGACCAGAACUAAAUUUAGAGUGGUCCCAUUGACUCUGUCCUGUUAGAUCAUACUUCAAGAAUUGAGUCCAGUUCUAAGCUGGGGUUUAAAAGGCAUAUGGAUACGCUCUUUCUGGAAACUUGUAAGGAAUGGUUGGAGGAAAUGGACAUACAAAUACAGAAUAGGAGAAGAUUUGGUGGAAUUAGGUCACUCUUUUGCCUUCUGGCGAGAAAAAAAAAAAAAGGGACUGUCACUCCUGCUGGCAGAUGUAGGGAGAGAAGGAGAGGGACAGGCGAAUUCUUCUGGCCAUAUAAGCAGCUGUCAAAGUAUGAGAUCAACAACACGAGAAGUAAUCAAGGAGAACAUGUAACAGGAUUCCUCACAAGGGGAAAGGUUAUGCUAGAUGACAUUAAGUCUCUUCCAACUCUUAAGAUUUUAUGAUUUUGAUGUUUACUUUAUUGUCUUUAAAUGCCCGUAUUUGUAUAUGCAUACACAUAUAAGACUAUAUAUGGUUAAGUAACUUGGUAUUUACCAAAAUUGAGCUUGCUUUCUUCUCAAACCAUUAGUACAUGAAAUGAAUGAAACAAAUAAAUUUUUUGAGUACCUACUUUGAACUGUUCAUCACCAUAUAUUCUUAGAUAAUUUCACUUAGGCCCCCAGCUCUGUGGGGCAUAAUUUAUGGUUUCAGUCAUUUUUAAGACUGUCAUUUGUUGAAAUUCAACUUUCAUAAUGUCUUCCCCUUAGUAUUUAAUAUUUGCAAAUUCAUAGAACUGGUAGGGCCCUGAGAUCAUCUAAUCCAACCCCUAUAACUUUAGACAAGUAAAAUAAGGGUUAAAGGGGUUAAUUUGCUUGCCAAAGAUCAGUGGCAGAGCUAGGAUGAGAUCCAAAUCAUAUCACUCAAGGUAGUGUUUUUAUUUUAUCAUACUGCUUCUGUUAUUUAAUGGCAAUUUAUUAUAUUUUUAAUAGAAACUGUAUUAGAUUUUUCUAAAAUUACAACAACAGUAAAAUAAAAAGGCAAACCAUUUAGAUGUGGAUACAAUGAAAAACAUCUUUUUUCUUUUAUACCUGCUGAUUCCACUCCUCAACAGUAACUAAUGUGAGCAUUUUAGUAUGUAUCUAUAAUGUACUACAUUUUAAAUUUACCCUGUCAUGUUUGAGCCUGAGAGAGUUGAUUUGACCAAUACACUUUAUUAAAGGUGCCAUCUUCCCCCAGUGAAUCAGGUCAAAAAAGAAAGAAGAUUUUUUGCCAGCCUAGUAUGUUUUAACCCUCAUGUAUCAGCAUAUGUGUCUUUAAGGUAGAAAGUGAGCAGUUUUCUCCCUGUUAGUGGGAAAGGGAAGAGUUUUGUUCCAAGUCACAGAGAGAAUGAAUGUUUCAAGGGGCCAGAAGAGAGCUCCUGAGCUCUGACGCAUUCCUGGCUCUGGGACCUUCGCUUCUCCUUUGGGCCAAACUCCUCUCCCUCAUAAAUGAGCUCAGAUCAUUGUACAUCAGUGCAGUCAAAACAUGUCACAUUUGAUUUGUUUCUCCUCAAAAUGCUGCUAUUCUCUGCCCCACAGUUGCUUUUAAUUUAGCUGUACAAGUAUAUAUAGACACUGAGCUUGGCUUCAACGCCUGCAUAAUUACUUAUGAGGAAAUAUACUUAAUGUCCUCAUUGUUGGUCACUCCAAGUAUUUUUCAGCACACUAAGAUGAUUUCUGGUAAUCGGUUCCAGUUAAUGCAGACACAAACUGCAAAUACAAGAAAUAUUGCUCAGAUAAAACCAGGCACCAGCAAAUGGCAUUUAAAUGUUAACAAGAUAGCCUGUAAGAAACCAUGUGCCUAGCACGUGUUAGACCUAGGGAGUAAGCAGCAUGAAGACUGGCAGAGUGGUUUCAUGAAGCUUCUCAGAAAGCAGUCUCAAACUGACACCAGUUAAUUCACUAGAUGAUUUUAGGCCAGUUCCUAUCCCUCUGUGGACCUAAAUGUCCUUAUAUGAGUAGUGUAGAGAAUGGACCAACUGCAUACCUGUGAUCCCUUCCAGCCUUGUCAUUCCCUGACCCAUCAGCCCUUAUUCCUGCUACAGUUCCACAUAAGAGUACAAGUUAGCAUUUCCCUGAGCUGGAACCCAGUCUGCCUCUACCAGAAAGAGCUGUGGUGUUUCCUUUAAAAUGCAGAUUUCCAGACCAUACUUAGACCUCCUGAACCAGAGUUGAGGAAAAAAGGAAACAGGCAAGCAUCUGUAUUUUAAUAAGUGCUUUGGUGGAUGAUUCUUUGGCACACUAAGGUUUGAGAGCCACCAAUAUAGAUUAAUAAUGACAAUUUAAUUUUACCUUGAAUUGCCCAGUUUUUGUUAAAAUUGAGAAAGGACAAUCAAUAGAGAUAAUAUGUUUUCCAGAAAGCAAUGAAUUCAUUUAACAAAUAGCUAUUAAAUGCCUGCUGGGUGUCAGACAUUGUUCUAGGACAAUGGACACAUUGAUUGAUGAAUAGGACAAAGACCCUGCCUUCAUGGAACUUACACAGCAGUAAAAAGUGAAAGUAAAUACAUAACAGCAGUGAUGUCAUUGGUGAAAAGUGGGGGAAUUUUUGGUUUCUUGUUUUUUGGGGGGCAAAAGGACAGGCAGUUAGGUCAGAAAAAAGAAAUUUCGGGAAAAUAUAUUUAUGGCCAAUUUUCUUUUCAUUGACAAUUUUUUAGAUGGCCAUUUUUUAAAAGUGUAAGAACCUAAGUAUAUAGAUAGUUUGACAAUAGAAUGAUCAGAUCUAAAAUUUUUAGAACUAUAAAGUCCUAGGGAAAAGUAACAUACUAAAGGGAGAAAAACAAGUCCUUAGGCUAUUUUACAUAUUUAUCCAGGAAUGAAAAUGAGAUAAAUAUUCAGUUCCACUCUGCUGUUAAAGCAUCACAUCAAUAAUUUUUUUAGCACUGGUGGUCACCAUUCAAAUAACUUAUUUUAGGAGUAAGCUAUUGCUGAAGUCUGAUUUUUAUGGGCUGUGUUAUUGCCCUAUGAGAUUCAUUUUAGUUAAAGUAAUGUCUAUUGGUAUUAUUUGUAGCUCUAGAUUCUCAUUCCAGGUGCUUUGGAGAAAUUCACUGAAUGUAACAUUGUGUCUUUGACUCCACUAAAUCCACAAUCCAGUGGAUCGAGUAUUCAUGCAGGCUGGAAUGAAAAAUUAGCAUAAGCAGGAUAAAAGUUCAUUUAAAAAAUCUGUCUGUAUUUGUCUUGUGUUGGCAUAACAAUAAACAGAUAUUUCUAGAUUUUCUUUGGUGAACCCAAACCUGUCCCACCCAGAAAAAAUGGGCUACUGGGGAGCAGAGAAGCAGAAAAGGGCCCCAGUUCUUCCAACUCAAGGUUUAAACUACUAGUCCAGGCAGAGAAUGUAGGAUGUUUUGUUUUAUUUCUUUAAAUUUUAUGUGUAAUAAAGGAGAUGGUUUUUCUUUUCUCCCAGCAUUGGAUGCUGACCCUCCAGUCACCCUCAGGGUACUGGUGGAUCAGGCUGAAUCCAGUUUGGCUCCAAAAUUCUGGGACUUGGACCAGAAUCACUGCAGGUGAAGCCUACAGGGUCUGGCUGAAGACUGUCGGGCCAGGCCUGCUGGCUUUCCUUCUUGCUGAGCUCCAUCAGAGAAAAAUACACACACAGAGUAGGCAGAGACUGCUCUUCCCUGAGUGCAAGAGGCAUGAAAUAUAGGCCCAGCAGGAGCAGAAGCCUGCAGAGUAUGCUGGGUGAAAGCUAUACGGUCUGGUGGAUUCUGAACAAAUACUGAGAGCAGAACAAUUGUUGAGGUGUAAGCCAUGUUACAGGGCAGUCAGUGCAGAGAGGGUGUUAGAUUCCACUCCUGGGGAAAGUGUGUAUCUUUUUCUCUCUGUUUAACCCACUAUUUAAAAUAAUGCUAGAUUAGUGUCAAAUUUUAGGCAAUGACAUCAUACCUGGUAUGAUUUAGCAAUAUUUGGAAUCUUUGAUUGCAAGAGGCAGAAGAAAUCUGAGGGAGCAGCAAAUCCAGUCAAUUUCUGUUUGAGACAAAGAGACCCAGAAAGAUUAAGUGAUUUGUGUAUAG
Molecule: messenger RNA, 7692 nt
Organism: Heterocephalus glaber (naked mole-rat)
Lineage: Eukaryota; Metazoa; Chordata; Mammalia; Rodentia; Bathyergidae
Source: RefSeq, a predicted model, not a curated record